GGAACACAAGCCUAAAAACUAACCACUGCAUUUCCAACCUCAAAAUAUUUCUUUUACCAAAGAGAGAUGGAAAAGGAUAUCUGUGAUCUUUCUCAAACAUGGGAUGGUGAUAAUGGAAACGCAACUGAGAAAAGGCUCAGGUUAUUUGGCUUUGAGCUAAACCCUUCUAAAGAAAGCUGUGUCAAAGAGUCUGGUGAAGGAGAUGAAAGUGUAAACUCCUCUAACUCAGUCUCAUCAGGAGGAGACAAAACCGUGCAAGAAAAAACCUCUGCCAAAGACCCAGAUGAGAAGAAGUUCGAGUGCCAGUACUGUUUCAAAGAAUUUGCAAAUUCACAAGCAUUAGGAGGGCACCAAAAUGCCCACAAGAAAGAGAGAAUGAAGAAGAAGAGGUUGCAACUUCAAUCCAUAAACCGUUACCUCCAACACCCUUUUCAAACCAGCAAUGGAUUUGCUUACCAAACCUCAGAUAGUCCUUGGUUCUAUGACCCCUCUACCUAUAAUUCUGAGUUCACUCUUUGUGAAGAACCUCAGAUUAGCUUCAAAUCAAAUGUUAUGGAUACCAACUUUUCUUGUGAUCAGAAAUCUAGUUGGUAUUCUGUGGCAUCGCACCCCCCUUCACAACAAGAUACUUGCAUGUUUACUUUCUCCAAUGCAAAUAAUAACUCUCCUUUCAUCUAUAAACCUUGCCACUUCCCUUCUUCAAACCAGAGUCAUAGUAAUGCCCUAGAUCUUCAACUAGGCCUCAACUUGGAGUCAAAUACAACAACUUCUCUAAGGAGGAUGUAAUUUAGUAUAUACAGGACUUGUAGGUUUCAUUAGCAGUUUCUUUGUUUUUCCUUGAAUUAUUUUAAUGCAUCAUUUCUCAAACAUCUGGGAUAAGGAAAUGAGAAAAGGUAAAAAAAAAAAAAAUUACGAUUCAUUAGACUCAGUUUACCUUGCCCCUGCAAAGCCAUUCGUUGAAGAGUCUGUCAAUGACUACCUUUCAGAAUUCAGACAACAUAUAUAGACAAUUCAUACGAUGUAUUUAUCAUAGCUUGUAGCCAUUUGAUAUUACACACACUUCUCUUCAUUCUAAGUACAUAUUAGAUAACCUUCAAUUUCA
Messenger RNA from Vigna angularis (adzuki bean), 1102 nucleotides. RefSeq names its product zinc finger protein 5. Gene Ontology annotation, biological process: trichome morphogenesis; cytokinin-activated signaling pathway; gibberellic acid mediated signaling pathway. Gene Ontology annotation, molecular function: DNA-binding transcription factor activity; transcription cis-regulatory region binding. Bases 67 to 786 code for a protein of 239 amino acids. Gene Ontology annotation, cellular component: nucleus. Lineage: Eukaryota; Viridiplantae; Streptophyta; Magnoliopsida; Fabales; Fabaceae. The record is from RefSeq and is a predicted model, not a curated record. The transcript has a single exon.